Messenger RNA from Lolium rigidum, 1278 nucleotides. Its product is annotated as putative RING-H2 finger protein ATL49. Lineage: Eukaryota; Viridiplantae; Streptophyta; Magnoliopsida; Poales; Poaceae. The record is from RefSeq and is a predicted model, not a curated record. The transcript has a single exon. Bases 1 to 1278 code for a protein of 425 amino acids.
AUGGACGCCUCGUCGUCGUCUACCGCCGCGGCUCCGCCGCCUACGCACUCCGUGCUCGACACGAUCCAGACCAAGCUAAGUCCUGGCGUGCUCCUCAUCGUGGCCAUCCUGGCCAUGGUGUUCUUCAUCUUCGGCCUGCUCAACCUGCUGGUGCAGAACAUCCUCCGGCUGCGCCGAGCGCGGCAGCGGCGCCUGCGCAUCGCCGCCGGCGACGUCGAUGGCAGCAGCCCGACGGCGCUCCAGGGCCAGCUCCAGCAGCUCUUCCACCUCCACGACGCCGGCGUCGACCAGGCCUUCAUCGACGCGCUCCCCGUCUUCGUCUAUCGCGCGAUCCUUGGCGCCGGCAAGCGCAAGGACGUUGACCCGUUCGACUGCGCGGUGUGCCUGUGCGAGUUCGGCAUGGAAGACUCGCUCCGGCUGCUGCCGACGUGCGGCCACGCGUUCCACGUCCCCUGCAUCGACGCCUGGCUCCUCUCGCACUCCACCUGCCCGCUCUGCCGCGGCAGCGUCCUCGCCGACAACCCAUCGCCGGCGUCCAGCCCGAUCGUGCUCGUCCUCGAGUCCGACGACAGCCACGCCGACACGGCCACGGACCGCGACGCGCCAGGUGUGGUCGACAGCCAGGGGUCCCCGAAGGUAGAGGAGGAGGUCGUCGAGGUGAAGCUCGGCAAGCUCCGGUGCCUGAACGAAGGCAAUGCCGAUUCCGGGGAGCUCGCCGUGGAAGCCACUAGCAGAAACGACCUCGGACGGAGGCGAUGUCUAUCGAUGGGAUCCUACGAGUACGUCAUGGACGACCACGCCGCGCUUCGCGUCGCCGUCAAGACGCCCAAGAAGCAGAGACCGAGAUCCCGGCGCCGGCACUUGUCGGAGUGUGAUUUCAAGAAAGGGGCGUGGGAAACGGCAGUGAAAGAGGCUGCCGCACCGGUGGACGCCGGAACACGUCGCGUCGACGACGGCGGCGCCGUAGUAACGGCGCGGCUAAGCAAGGACAGCUUCUCCGCGUCCAAGAUCUGGAUGGUCCCACCAGCCAAGAAGCAAGAUGGCCGGACAUUGGCCAGUUCGAGGCGCUCGGUGUCAUUCCGGUGGCCGGCGAUGUCCGAGGUGAGCAGGCAUGAUGGCGUAAACGAGGAGCCUCGGGACGUGGAGUCACAGUCAGGAAACGUCGGCAGCAAUGCCGUUCCGUCUGUUGCGGAGAGGAGGCCGCCGUCCCCGAGGACGACGCCGCUCUGGGUCGCCGGCGGGUGGCAGCCGAGCGGCAGCGGUGGAAGCAAUUCUUGA